This is a messenger RNA of Alnus glutinosa, 693 nucleotides long. RefSeq lists its product as uncharacterized. The coding region runs from base 1 to 693 and encodes 230 amino acids. The record is from RefSeq and is a predicted model, not a curated record. The transcript is spliced from 2 exons. Lineage: Eukaryota; Viridiplantae; Streptophyta; Magnoliopsida; Fagales; Betulaceae.
AUGGAUCAUAUUCUUGAACUUGAUAGCCUUCAAUAUGAUUCUUCCUCCGAUGAUGAGUUGGAAAUAAUUUCAACUUUUGCUGUGGUAAAAGAACGAUUGGAUGGCGAAGGAGGAUCAAGAUCACGACGUGUUUCUGGUCGACGUCGCAAUACUAUUUGGCGUAAUUCUUUGCAAGGCCAAGAAAACCUAUUCCACGAUUAUUUUGCGGAAUCAGCGGUAUAUCCUCCCAACAAAUUUCGAAGGAGGUUUCGUAUGCGCCGUGACCUUUUUAUGCGCAUUCACGACGCAAUAAUAUCUCAUGACAGAUAUUUUGUUCAAGAAAGAAAUGCUGCUGGAAAGCUCGGACAUUCUUCUCUACAAAAGAUGACUGCUGCAAUUAGGAUGCUCGCUUAUGGAGUAACUGCAGAUUUGAUGGAUGAAUACUUACGGAUUGGAGAAAGGACCGCAAUGGAUAGCUUUAUACAUUUUGUUAAAGCGGUAGUUUCAAUUUUUUCUGCCGAGUACUUGAGGUCGCCAAACUCAGAAGACAUUGCUAGAUUGCUAGCAAUUGGCGAAAGUCGUGGAUUUCCAGGAAUGCUGGGAAGCAUCGAUUGCAUGCAUUGGAAGUGGAAGAAUUGUCCAAAUGCUUGGAAAUCCAACAUAAACACACUCUCAAUUUCAGAUUUGCAUGACCUUGAAAUUCUAUCAAAAUAA